CUGUGCUGUGGGGUUCUGAGAGGACCUUGCGCUGUCCUGGGAAGCAAUGCAAGUCUCCAUAGCCUGCACAGAGCACAAUUUGAAGAGUCGAAAUGGUGAGGACCGACUUCUGAGCAAGCAGAGCUCCACCGCCCCCAAUGUGGUGAACGCAGCCCGGGCCAAAUUCCGCACUGUCGCUAUCAUCGCUCGCAGCCUGGGGACCUUCACCCCUCAGCACCACAUUUCUCUCAAAGAGUCCACCGCAAAGCAGACUGGCAUGAAAUAUAGGAUAUAGUAUGAGUGCAUGGAGUGAUUGUUAAGAAUAAAUAGUAAAUGAUUUUGUGCAACAAGGAAGGUGAUCAUCUCUCUCGUCUACAUAAUCC
Grammomys surdaster is the source of this 362-nucleotide messenger RNA. Its product is annotated as voltage-gated potassium channel subunit beta-1-like. NCBI's taxonomy places the organism in Eukaryota, Metazoa, Chordata, Mammalia, Rodentia, Muridae. The transcript has 2 exons. The coding region runs from base 47 to 274 and encodes 75 amino acids. The record is from RefSeq and is a predicted model, not a curated record.